Ochotona princeps (American pika) is the source of this 3719-nucleotide messenger RNA. RefSeq names its product CST telomere replication complex component 1 (gene CTC1). Lineage: Eukaryota; Metazoa; Chordata; Mammalia; Lagomorpha; Ochotonidae. The coding region runs from base 45 to 3704 and encodes 1219 amino acids. The record is from RefSeq and is a predicted model, not a curated record. Gene Ontology annotation, cellular component: CST complex. Gene Ontology annotation, molecular function: telomeric repeat DNA binding; single-stranded DNA binding. The transcript has 23 exons. Gene Ontology annotation, biological process: telomere maintenance via telomere lengthening; positive regulation of DNA replication.
UGAGCCCUCGCGCGCAGCCUCGGGCCGGCGCUGUCAGCUGCGUCAUGGCUUCGCGCGGGGCUCGGCCCGCCAGCUCCGAGGAAGUCUGGCUGCAGACUGCCCAGACCUUCAUCCAGAAGACGCUGUGUCCCGCCAGCAAGGAGCCCGAUGCCCAGCUUCCACAGUUGGUCAUUGACUGUGUGAAGACCGUCUGGCUGUCUCAGAAGAGAUCCCAGAACUCCACACUGCCCCUCAGCUACAGCUUUGUCUCAGCAGAGGACCUCCUGGCACACCAGCUUCACCCAUGCUGCAGCCACCUGUCCUGGAGCAGUAGUCAGCACCAGGCCUGGACCAAAAAAGCUGAACCCAAUGGAAGCCCCCUGCCUCGGGAGCAACUGAUAUUUGUAGGGACGCUGACUGACCUGCCUGAAGACUCGGAGCAAGACUUCAGGAAUGGAAGCCUGUAUGUGAGCGAUAACACUGGAACCCUGGGCUGUGAGCUCAUAGAUCUGGACCUUUCUUGGUUGGGCCAUCUCUUUCUGUUCCCCAGUUGGAGUUACCUUCCUCCUGCCAGAUGGAAUUCCUCAGGUCAGGGGCACUUGGAACUCUGGGAUGCCCCUGUGCCAGUGUUUCCUUUGACCAUUGAUCCUGACCCCCCCGUGCCCAUUCCUGUAUUCUACCCGGAGACUGCUUCCUGCCUGCUCUCAGUCAGCAAGCCCAAGGUAUUGCAGCUGAACCUGGCUGGAACUCUGAUUGGAUUGAGUGCUCUGGUGAGGAAUCAAAAGAAAGCUUACUUCGUCCUGUCUCUAGGCAGGCCAUCGGCACCUGAUAGCCGUGUGUCUGUCAUCGUGCAGAACCCCAGCCACCUGGUAUGGCACCGAGUCCUUCAGCUUGACAGGGCUUACGUGCUGACAGGACUGCGAGCGUCCAAGGUCCGUGGUCACCGAUACCGUGUUUGGACAACCGGUCCUUCCUCCCAGCUGAUGCCGCUUAAGCCAGAUUGUGUGCAGGAGCUGGAGUUAGAAGAAUCCCUCUUAGAGCCUGAUCCCCAAGCUUACUCUAUGUCUAGCAGCUCCCAGGAUAGCAGCUCUCAGGACAGUGAGAGGCAAAAAGAUCUUGACCGGGACUCCAAGCUCUUGCAUUAUGAGGGAACAGUCACGGGUGUGUUUAAUGAGCCUGCCGGCUUCUAUGAGCUGGACGGGCAGCUGGGGCUCUGCCUCGCCUACCAGCAGUUCCACUGCUUCAGGCGGGUGAUGCGGCCAGGAGUCCAUCUGAAGCUCCUGGAUGUUCACCUCCUGCAGUCAGUGGGCGGAGGGACAAAGAUCCCGGUGCUGGCCCCCUGCUUCCAUGGCGCUGUUGUGGUUCGGGGCUUCUCUCCUCAGAAGCCCAGCACUCAGUCGGCCUACCAGGUCUACGGGGCCUCUCUGUAUGAGCAACUGAUAUGGGAGCGUCAGUUAAGUCUUCCUCUCUACCUUUGGGCCUCCAAGGCUCUGGAGGAGCUGGCCUGCAAGCUGUGUCCCCACGUGCUGAGACUCCCCCAGUUCCUACAACGUUCCUCUCCCGGGAACCAAGGCCUGGGCUUUCAGCUUGUGUCCCCCACUCUGGAUGCUCUGACUCCAGCAGAAUGCCACCCUCGCAAGGUCUUCAAUGAGAUCCUCAUCGAGCCACAUCGCUGUCCUCUUCUGAAAUACUCUAGGCUGCAGACCCCCUGCUGCUUCCCACUGCUGGCCACCUUGCGAGAGGAGGCAGAGCGCAGGGCGUGGGCCUCUUUUGAGCCAAAGGCCCUCCUGCCCCUUCCAGAAGCUGCCCACCUAACCAGCAGCCAACUCAAUCACCGCCUGGCCUGGUCCUGGCUCAAUCUGCUGCCCUCUGCCUUUUACCCAACCCAGGUUCUACUUGGAAUCCUGACAGCUUCGUGUCAUAAAGCUUUUCUGCAACUUCGGGACCAAAGUGGUUGUCUGCCUUGCCUGAUCCUGGUCGAGCACUCACAACCCCUCAUGGACACAAAGCUCCUAGGCUGCCUGGUACGGGUGGAGAAGUUCCAGCUGAUUGUGGAGAGGAACAUCCGGAGCGCCUUCCCCUCCUGGAAGGAGCUGGGCCAGACCAACUUCAUCAACAAGCGGCAGGCCAGAAUCUAUGCCCAGUUCUUCCUGGCGGACGCCCUCAUCCUCCCUGUGCCUCGAGCCUUCAUUCAUGCCUUCCCCUCAGGAUCUUCUUCAAUAGAGUCCACCUACCCGGAGGCACCCGUUAUGGAACAGAGCCGGCUGUUCCUAGUGUCCCACAAGGAGGGCCUCAUGAGGCGGAAUUGCUGUGCCCCCCCAAGAAACAGUCCUGAGGGGCCCAGGCCAACUCUCAGUUUCUAUGUGUCCGGGAGCUGGCUUGGGGGCACCCAGAAGAAACAGGGGGCUGAGUGGGGCCCGCCUGAACCCCAGGGAGAUGAGAAUGAGGAUCAGAAGGUUCUCCUCAUCUUCCAUGGCUCUUCAGUCCGCUGGUUUACAUUCGUGUACCCUGGGCAAGUGUACCGACUCGUAGCUCCCGGCCCCCCAACACCCAGGACAUUUGAGGCCAGUGAGUCAUCAUGCAUCUCCCAGCGUCCUCUGGAGCUGGCUGGCUGCGUGUCCUGCCUCGUGGUCCGGGACGAGUGGAUCUUGGAGCUGGAGAGCUCCCAGGACAUUGCUGAUGUACUGAGUGAGAACAGGACACUACCCGAAUCAUCGCUGAACCACCUGCUCAGUGGCAGCUCCAACGACUCCUUGGUGUCUUUCUCGGCCAAGAUUUUGUCACGGACGCUGUGUGAGCCACUUCAGGGGCCUGUGAGGAGGAAGCCUGAGGAUGGCAGGACCACACACCGGGCAGUGAGGCUGACCGUGGUCCUGCAAACUGCUGACUGUGAAUUCCCCCCUCACCUGGACAUCUAUGUUGAAGACCCACACUGGCCUUGCCUGCAAGGAGUCCUCCCAGGAGCCCUGAUCCACUUUAGCCAGCUGGAGAAGAAGGUUUCCAGAUCCCACAAUGUUUACUGUUGUUUCCGGUCAUCCAGUUACAUGCAGAUCCUGAAUUUUCCCCCGGAGAGCACAGUCAGUGUUCCACUGCCCAGCAUCUACCUGGCCCAACUUGUGCGGGGCGACCAAAUCCCCUUCCAGGCCACUGUCUCCUGUCAUAUAGUUUCCGUCUUCAGCCUCCAGCUGCACUGGAUUUGUGCUCGCUGUACCAGUCUCUGCCCCCAGGGCAGGUGCAUCCGUCAGAGCCCUGCUUGCUCCACUCAGAUGUCCAUCAGCCAGGCCAGUAUCAGGCUCCUGGUGGAGGAUGGAACUGCUGCGGCCCUGGUGACCUGCAACAACCAUCACGUGGCAGCAGCCCUGGGGCUGGGUCCCAGUGAGUGGACGGCCCUCCUGGAGUUGGUCCGGGGGCCAGGGAAAGUGGCCUUGCAGUUUACGGGCUCUGGGGCCCAACCGGAGCCGUCGGCCCGGGUCGGUGAGUCCUUAACCCACUUUCUCCGGACGCUGUGUACGAGUCCCUGCGUCCUCCGCCCCAUCGUGCUUGCUUUUGAACUUGAGAAGAAGCCGUCUAACAUCGCCCCUUUAGAACCGCCUCGGCUGCAGCAGUUCGUGUGUGGAGAGCGCCCUCUGCUGACGCGAGUGAACCCCCGGCUGCGGCUGUCCUGCCUGUCCAUCCAGGAGCCCGCGCCCCCCGCCUCGGUAGGGGCCUCUGUCUCCGCGCCCUAAACUGCAAGGCCUCGC